Messenger RNA from Fusarium venenatum, 177 nucleotides. NCBI's taxonomy places the organism in Eukaryota, Fungi, Ascomycota, Sordariomycetes, Hypocreales, Nectriaceae. The record is from RefSeq and is a predicted model, not a curated record.
AUGUCGUGGCCUUCGCCUUUCGUGGGGUGGGUUUGGGUUGGUGGUGUUGAGAAAAAGGGACCAUUCCUCCGAUCCGAGGGAGGUUAUCACUCGUUCCAUGACUUCACUCUUUUCUAUAUCGUUAUUUUACGGAGAAACGGGUGUCGCUGUCAGACUGUCUGGCUUAAUGUGCAGUGA